AUGCAUACAGGAGAAUAUGAUGUUGAUGAUUUAUUUUUUCCGAAUGGAAAAUUUCUACAAGGCAAUGAAGCAGCCAUGGUACUCUACUCAAUAUUUGUAUUUACUAUGAACAUUGUAAUUAUGAAUAUUAUGGUUGGUCUUGCAGUUUCCGAUGUAAAACGUUUUCGUGCAAAUGCUAAGUGUGAACAUUCACGUGCACGUAUUGAAACAUGUCUUGGCUUACAAGCGAGAUUUGGUCUUCUCUGUGAAACGUGUUCUCGAUUAGUACUUGCCUUAUCAAGACGCUCGUUGUUCUUGUGCUUUCAAAGCCAAGUUACACAAAUUCAUGAACUAAAAAAAUAUCAUCUAUGGAAAUUAGAGUUACGUACACCACGUGUUGAUUUACCAUCAACAACAAAUAUUUUUACAUCUGGAAAUACAACUGAUCAGAUUCAUCGUAAUACGCCAGCAAGUCGAAGUUCUCGACAUCUUUCAACAAGAGAAUAUGUUAUAUGUGAAGUUGGAUAUUAUCGACAACGCAUUGAUCGUGCAGGUGAACCUUUAUUCCAGGAAUAUGAUCAUAUACGGGUAAUGCGUAAAACCGAUGAAUUAAGUGAUGCUUUUGAAAAGGCUAAUUCUCGUAUUUCAUAA
This is a messenger RNA of Rotaria socialis, 630 nucleotides long. Lineage: Eukaryota; Metazoa; Rotifera; Eurotatoria; Philodinida; Philodinidae. The record is from the annotation of a GenBank genome assembly.